GCGGGGCUCCACGCAUGCGCGGCGACGGCGUGCCAAGAUGGCGGCGGCUCUGUCCCGGGCGCUGAAGCUUCCAGGGAAAAAGAUUCACGAUCUGGGGGAAUACGAUCCACUCCGGCAAGCUGACAGUGAUGACAGCGAGGACGAUAGCGAUCUCAGCUACCAGAAAAAUGGCACCGUCCAGACUGAGGGCAGCGUCGAGGCUGCGUGUGAUGGAGAUACUGAUGCCGCAGUUGAAAUGCACACGUUGAAAAUGAAACAACGGCGACUGGACGAACCUAGCUCCACGGAGGUCCAUGCAACUGAGGUCUCCGACGAGUUUACCGUUAAAGCCAGAACCUCACUCGUCCCUUGCCUGCGGACAGCUGCCUUCCUGCUCACUCUCGCUUUCGCCAUGGUCCUUGUUCUGGCCUGCGCUUUCUUCAUCCCGUGUCCGAGGAGCCAGCCGCUGAUGACGUCGUGGAACCGAAGCCUCGGCCAAGCAGCCAGUUUCCCUUCUGUGAUGACGCUUUGGGAUGUUAAUGAUGACCAAGUUUCUGACGUAAUUAUUUCGUUCAGUUCCACCGGGAAAGUCCAGGACCAGAGAGGAGGCCUCAGGCCACAAGCUGUGUUGAAACUUCACACGUCGGUAGCAGUGUUAUCUGGGGUUGAUGGCAGCGUACUGUGGACAUCCCUGGCUCCAGAGCGACUGAAAUUUAUCCAGUGCGGUAUCGGCUAUCUAGGAGGGCCGGGUUCUGUCUGCCUCCUGGUUGGAAUCAGUCACAUGUUGAAGGUCGUUAACAGCAGCUCAGGAAGUAGCCUGUGGGAAAUGAAGAGCGUGUACCGGUCCCAUCAGAUUCCAGCCGCCCCAGCAGUGUUGCUUCCAGACGUAGACGGUGAUGGAUUCACAGACUUGCUGCUUGGGAGCAGACCUGCUGUACUGACCAGUCGGCUUCGUGACAUCUCCUUUGUGUUCGUGUCAGGAGCAACAGGGGCCCUGAUUGGCCGGUCAGUUUCUUACAAUGUCACCGGUGAGGGCAAGCUGAUUGGUCCAAAGGCCUACGUGUCUGGAGAAGGCACGCUGUACGUUCUGUUUGGCUACGGAAAUAUCCAGGCUGUGGCCUUGAAGGACAUUUACACCCAAGCAAAUGGCAAAGGCAGCUUGCCUCCAUCUCUACAAAGCCAGGACUCCAUAUGGGAAUGGAAGAGAAACGAGAACCUGUCUGAACUGUACAGUAAUGAUUCUGUGAGGGACGUACAGACUCUUAGCAGACAUGGAGGGAGUGACAGUGACAUAUUGAUCACCACAAAGAGCAGACUGCACAUUCUGAAUCGGCAGCGCCUCCUGCAGGUGUGGUCAGCAAACGGAAGCAGCAUCGAAAGUUCUCCUGUCACUGGCUUCUUCAACGAAGACGACACCCUGGAUUUCCUGAUCCAGAUCAUGAACAGGAGCAAUGUGAGAGAGAGUUUAAUUAUCGAUGGGAGUUCGGGUGAGGAACUUUGGAAAGCAAACGUGGACUGUCGUGUCCAGGAAGCAGCCUCUGUACCAAUGUCCAAUGGGAGAUCUGCAUUUCUGUUCUGGACUGAGGCGUGUGGAGUGGCCCACUUGGGUCAGAUGACAGACAUUUACUCUCCGAACCAGUAUCAUUUGUACCUCCUGCACCCGUUGUAUCCCAGUGUCCUGCUGCAGCUGGCCAACAGCACAGCACUUGUGACAGCAUCAGCAACUGGGUUACUGGAGCAACAAAAGGACGCUUUCUGCAUUACCGUGACGAUGGGCACCGCACGCUGGUCCCGUGAAAGUCACACUGGGCACCUCAUGGUGACUGGCCUGGGCCUGAACUGGGCGAUUUCUCACAGCAGGACGGUGGCCCUGGAGGACGGCGCUGUCACCACCAUCCAGAAAAUCGUCUCCAAGAUCCAGUUCACUGCGGCCGAGCACUGACAGUCACUACAGACACCGACCGUGAUGUGACGCAAGGAACAGAAGCUCAUUUACUGCUUUCCGCAGGAACGUCACAUCCCAAUCACCAUGCUCCCUUCCAGCAGUGUCCCUGUAUCCUCCUCCCCGCCCUUCACAUCCUCACGGGAGCUCCUCACUUGAUCUGGAAAAUGACUUGAAAAUGAUCUCCAAGGCAACAAUCCUAGCCAGGGCUUUCCCACUAGUUACUGGCUCAAUCAGAACAAUAUUUCAAAAGAAUCCAGUUCCUUCUCUUUGCUACAACCGUCUGGCAGUUCAUCCCCAGUGUGUAGUUGGCUAAGUUCAGCCAUCUCCAUGUGAGCAGUCACGUCUAUCUGUUAUCCACCAGGAUCCAGCUUUAAAUGAGGCCUCUCCUUGAUGCAGGAAUGGGCAAUUCGUUCCCACACAGUCCUCUUUAAAGCACACACGUUUACAAGUGUUGCCUGUAGUAAUUGCACUUUAGAUUAGCGCAAUCUUGUGUCUUAUUGUAGCUACAAUCUAAACUUAUUUAUCAUUAGAGUUUAUUAUAGUCUUCGCUGAACCAGUCAAAAAGCUUGAAUGUGAACUUAAACUUAUAGAAAAGAUUUGUAAAUGAUUUAUUUGUAUAUAGGAGCUGAAGUAGGCCUAGAUUGUAAAUAGAUAUAUCCUAAAAUGGUUUCUAUGUGAUUUAAACAAAUUUAAUAUAUAAGAUACCUGAAUUUACGGUGUUUAAUUUGGCAUCAACCUGGUCCCCUUCUUGAGAAACGAGGGCAGCGUGACCUUUGACUUAUGGAGUCAACUGUGGGGCCACCUCAGGGUUCAGAGGACACCAGGGCAUAAUCUUGAGAUGACUAUGAUGCCAUUUUGCUUCUGUAAUUCAUGCUGGUUGUUUCUGUAUUUCCAAAUCAACAGAUCUUUAAUUCUU
Molecule: messenger RNA, 2840 nt
Organism: Chiloscyllium plagiosum (whitespotted bambooshark)
Lineage: Eukaryota; Metazoa; Chordata; Chondrichthyes; Orectolobiformes; Hemiscylliidae
Gene: fam234b
Product: family with sequence similarity 234 member B
Source: RefSeq, a predicted model, not a curated record